Molecule: messenger RNA, 1269 nt
Organism: Boleophthalmus pectinirostris (great blue-spotted mudskipper)
Lineage: Eukaryota; Metazoa; Chordata; Actinopteri; Gobiiformes; Gobiidae
Gene: ech1
Product: enoyl CoA hydratase 1, peroxisomal
Exons: 10
Coding region: 264-1157 (297 amino acids)
Cellular component (GO): mitochondrion
Molecular function (GO): delta(3,5)-delta(2,4)-dienoyl-CoA isomerase activity
Source: RefSeq, a predicted model, not a curated record
CUGCUCUUGUUGUGGAGGGUUAGCUUUAGCUCCGCGGGUGGACCAUGGGUGGACUCCAACUCUAACUUCACUGAGUUUAGUGCAGUGCUCACUGUGGAUAAGCCUGUUGAGCCUCAUGCACACACAGACCCUGCGCAAAACACUGUUUAAGGAGACUCUGAGUGCGUGUGCGUGACAGACACGGAACAGGCGCGGAACAGAAACGGCGCGGCAGCGAACCCUCACCCAGUGCCCUCUGCCUCACAGACAGACUCACAGCGCUCAUGUGGUCCCUGGUUACACGGUCUGCGGUCAACACAGUCAGGUGCUGUGCCGUCAGAGCCAUGUCGUCCUACAGCUCCUUGCUCCUGAGCCGGCCGUCCCCCUCUAUUAUCCACGUGGAGCUCAACCGGCCGGACAAACUCAACGCCAUGAACCGCGCUUUCUGGAGUGAGAUGGUGACCUGCUUCAAUGAGAUCUCAGAUGAUGAAGAGUGCAGAGUGGUGCUGGUGUCUGGAGCAGGCAAAGUCUUCACAUCUGGCAUAGAUUUAGUAGAUGCUGCCAGUACUGUGCUUCAGCCAAGAGGGGACGACACUGCCCGAGUCUCCUGGAACAUUCUCAAAAUCAUUGGCAAAUACCAGGAGACCUUCUCCGUCAUCGAGAAGUGUCCCAAACCUGUGAUUGUAGCUGUGCAUGGAGCCUGUGUAGGAGGAGGUGUGGACCUGAUCACAGCCUGUGAUAUCCGCCUGUGCACGCAGGACGCAUGGUUCCAGGUGAAGGAGGUGGACAUUGGACUGGCAGCAGACGUGGGCACUCUCCAGAGACUCCCUAAAGUCAUUGGCAGCCGUAGUUUGGUGAAUGAGCUGGCCCUCACUGCUCGGAAGAUGUACGCAGACGAGGCCCGUGACUGUGGACUGGUCAGUCGUGUGUUCGUGGACAAAGAGGCGAUGAUGGCAGCUGCUCUGGAGAUGGCGGGGCAGAUCUCGGCUCGCAGCCCUGUGGCCGUCCAGGGCACCAAAGUCAACCUGGUGUACUCCCGAGACCACAGCGUCCAGGAGGGCCUCACCUACAUGGCGGCGUGGAACAUGAGCAUGCUGCAGACCCAGGAUGUGAUGAAGUCGGCCCAGGCCGCCAUGGAGAAGAAGGGCCCUGAGAGCAUCACCUUCUCCAAACUGUGACCUUCCUCAGGCCUCAACACACUGACUGUGCCUUUGCUCAUAUGUGAUUAUUUAAUGAUUCAUACUCAUGAUUCGGCAUUAAUAAAAUGCUAAACAAAAGUUGAAUUGUCAA